AUGCAAAAAGAAAUUUAUUAUACAUUUGACAUUAACAAUAUCAAAGACAAAGAGUUUACAAAAGUUUUCGUAGAUUGCCCAUGGGAAGCAAUUAGAAACCCAACCCCAAUAGAUGAAAGUGAGCAUUUACAAUGGCUAAAAGAUUCAAAUUUAUUCGAUUGUGAUCAAGAUGCAGAAAAUUUUUUCAAAGAUAAAACUUAUAUAAUGAGUUCCUAUAUUAACCCUUUAAAUCCAAAAGAUAAUAUUAUUUGGGUUAUAAGAAUGCACGAUUUCAUUUAUAUUGUAGAUGAUUUUUAUUUUGAAAAAGGUUUAUUAGGAGAAGAAUGGGUAAUCAAUAUGUUUGAUAGGGAUGCACCUCAAGAUAAAAUAGGUAAAACCUUUUGGAAUAUUAUUGAAGGAAUGGAAAAAACAGGAAAUAAAAAAGCAGUAGAGCAGUUGUUACAUGAUACUAAGAUUUGGGCAUUAUCAGUGUUUACUUAUAACAAAUGUAACAUCAACUCGGAAUCAUCAUUCGAAUAUUAUUGCAAGUAUCGUUGCUUGGAUGUCGGAAUGGAUUUUGGUUUAUCGACUGCAAAGGUUUUUGCAGAACCAUUACCAAAAGAAGUUUUAGAAAGCUCAACUUAUAAAAGAAUCAUUUUUGGGUACAACCAAACUCACUCAUUAAUCAAUGAUAUGGUUUCUUUCGAAAGGGAAAGAAAAGAAUCGAAUAGAAUGGCAAAUUAUGUUAUGGUUCAUGCAUAUAAAACUAACUCAGUUCAAGAGUCUAUGUAUCAUUGUAAACAAAUGGUUGAGGGGGUCUUUAAUGAAAUCAAUGUAUUAUGUGAACAACUAAAAAGAGAAUUCCCAGAUGUUAGCAACUUGGAUUUCCAUUUAAAUUUAAUCAAAUUAGUAAUCAGUGGGGAUAAUUAUGUAUCAAAUGAUACAACCUACCCACGUUAUAAUUUAAAUCAUUAA
Dictyostelium purpureum is the source of this 954-nucleotide messenger RNA. RefSeq lists its product as uncharacterized. Bases 1 to 954 code for a protein of 317 amino acids. The record is from RefSeq and is a predicted model, not a curated record. Lineage: Eukaryota; Evosea; Eumycetozoa; Dictyosteliales; Dictyosteliaceae. The transcript has a single exon.